AUGAAGACAUUUACUGUGCGCGUCUUUGGCGCCGCCGUCAUUGUCUUUUCAGGACGUUCCGAGGCCACCAAUUUCCUCAACCACAACCAGCUAGUUUCCGGCUUCGAAGACCCCAACUGGUUCCUGCAGAACAUCCCGUUCCUGGAUGUCCCCAGCCAGCAGAUCCAAGAUGUCUACUACUACCGCUGGCAGACUUACAAAGAGCACAUCACCUACACCAGCUCCCAGUACGGCUACUUGCUCACCGAGUUUCUGACCCCGACCAGCUAUGGCGCGCCGUACGGAGGUAUUGUAGCCGCCGCGGGCCACCACAUCAUCGAAGGACGAUGGAUCCGAGACCAAAAGUACGGCAGGGACGAGGUCAAUUACUGGCUGGCUGGCCCUGGGCAGUUUGCCAAGCCGCAAACCGACAACUACAACCUGGACACCUCUGACUGGGCACACGAAUACAGCUUUUGGGCAGCCACGGCCGUGUGGCGCCAGUAUCUCGUAACUGGCGACGCUGACUUUGCCAUCAGCCAGCUGGACAAUCUUGUCACGCAAUAUCGAGGCUGGGACAACCAUUUCAACUCGGACCUCGGGCUCUACUGGCAGGUUCCGGUCUGGGAUGCCACCGAAUGCACGGCCGCCUCCUACCAGACGAGCGAUCCCUACCACGGCGGUGCUGGAUAUCGACCGACUAUCAACGGAUAUCAGUAUGGAGAUGCCCGGGCGAUUGCGUCCUUGGCCACCCUCAAGGGAGAUUCAGCCUUGGCUUCCGAGUACACGGGCCGGGCCAACGCGCUCCAGACUGCAAUGCAGACUCAUCUUUGGGACAGCGGGCGGCAGUUCUUUAUGCACAUGCAGCGAGACAACAACUCGGCUCAGCAGCUGCUCACCACUCGCGAAUACAUGGGCUUCAUCCCGUGGAUGUUUGACAUGCCGCAGUCGGCCAACAUUGCUGCCUUUUCCCAGCUCAAGGACUCGCAAGGCUUUGCGGCCACCUACGGCCCCACCACUGCCGAACGGCGAAGCCCGUAUUACAUGGACAUGAAUGCAAGCUGCCUCCAGUGGGAUGGCCCGUCGUGGCCGUACGCCACCUCGCAGAUCCUAACCGCCGUGGAAUACGUCCUCAACGACUAUCCGGCGCAGUCCUACAUUACGGGCACUGAUUACUACAACCUCCUUUCCGGCUACGCAGCCACGCAGUACAGGAACGGGGUGCCGUAUGUCGCUGAAGCUCACAACCCCGACUCCAACUCGUGGAUGUACGACACCUACAACCACAGCGAAGACUACAACCAUUCCACCUACAUCGACAACGUCAUUGCCGGACUGCUUGGUCUACGCGGCCAGUCCAACAGUACGCUGACAGUCAACCCCCUCAUCCCAUCCUCGUGGGACUACUUUAUGCUGGAGAAUGUCGCAUACCACGGCCACAACGUGACAGUCCUAUGGGACAAGACUGGCCAGCACUACAACCAGGGCUCGGGUCUGCGGGUCUUUGUGGACGACGCCCUCGCGGCCAAUCGUGAUACGGUAGGGCUGCUCACCGUCAACAUUGGCAGCACAGUUGCCCAGACCUUUGACUCCCAGGUCAACAUCGCGGCCAACAGCCAAAAGUUCUCGCAGUACGCCACGCCAUUCGCGUCCUACACCUCGCCAUACGACGAUGUCUGGAGGGCCGUCGACGGCAUUGUCUUCCGUACCGCCGUUCCGCAAAACACCCGCUGGACUUCGUACAACAGCCCCAACGCCCAGGACUACUUUGGCGUGGAUCUCCGACAGCCGCAGGCGGUUUCCAACGUCAAGCUCUUCUUCUACACCGACGGCGGCGGCGUCAAACUGCCCUCGAGCUACGACCUCCAGUACCUGUCCGGCAGCACCUGGGUCACCGUCCCCGGCCAGCAACGCAGCACAUCUUCCACCACGUCGAAUUCGCCGACGACAAUCACCUUUCCCACAAUCACCACCUCACAGCUGCGAGUCGUGGCCCCCAACGCCGGUGGUGGAACGGGCUGGGGUCUCUCCGAGUUUGAAGUGUGGGCUCCGGCCAUCUUCAAGAUCCAGAACAAGAACAGCGGCAAGCUCAUGGGCGUUCAGAACGCGUCGACGGCCAACAGCGCAAACAUCCAGCAGUACGACGACAACGGCACUCGCGAUCAUCUGUGGCAGCUGAUCAAGGCGCCUGGUGGCUGGUACAAGAUCAAGAACCUCAACAGCGGGCUCUUGCUGGCUGUCCAGGGGGCAUCGACGGCCAACAGCGCGCAGCUGCAGCAGUACCAGGACAAUGGGACCGACGACCAUCUCUGGAGGGUAAAGUCGGAUCCGAAUGGGUAUUUCAUGAUUCAGAACAAGAAUAGCGGGCUGUUGGCUGGGGUGGACGGCGAGUCGACGGCGAAUAGCGCCAAUGUUGUCCAGUUCCAGGACAAUGGGACGCCGGACCAUUUGUGGAGCUUUCUUUCAUCUGUUCCUGCCAGCUGA
This is a messenger RNA of Trichoderma atroviride IMI 206040, 2463 nucleotides long. RefSeq lists its product as uncharacterized. Gene Ontology annotation, biological process: carbohydrate metabolic process. NCBI's taxonomy places the organism in Eukaryota, Fungi, Ascomycota, Sordariomycetes, Hypocreales, Hypocreaceae. The record is from RefSeq and is a predicted model, not a curated record.